GGUACUUCCCGCCAUUUCCGUUAGGGUUGCACUCACUGAUCGCACUGUACACAAUGCAACUCAAUGAGCAAAUUCUCAAAGUCAAAGGGCAAAACAUUGAUGAUAAAUUUUGUGUCGAUAGGGAAGCAUCAAACAGACUUACAUAAAAGUUGAGACGAUUUUGCAAAUCAACGACUGUCAGAAAUGAAUUUUUAUAGACUGAGAACCUCUUCAUUAACCUGCUUGCGUCACAACCUACGAUUUGGGAACUUUAGAAACUACUCUAAAGCAAAUUAUACAGCUACAUCAAAAUUUUCGCAAAGUAAGGUUGGCGACUUCACACAGGACAGUCCUCAUCACGAGAAUGCAUUUUUAUCAGACCAGUUUCUUAUACGGAAUAUGCAACGUAUAAUGCCGACUGAGAUUUUCACUGCAAUAAAAAGUGAUUUGGUUAGGUUUGGUAAUCGUGUAAGCUCAGACAUAUGGAAGUUGGGACAAGAGUGUGCUGUAAAUGAGCCAUAUUUACAUAAAACAUCGGCAUGGGGAAAGAAGGUUGACGAAAUUGUUACCUGUAAUGCAUGGAAACAGCAAAAACGAAUUUCAGCCGAAGAAGGGCUAGUGGCUAUUGCUUAUGAGAGAGAGUUCCUUGAAUUUAGCCGGCUUUAUCAGGUGAUAAAAUUGUUUAUGUACUCGCCAUCUUCUGGGUUGUAUUCAUGCCCCCUUGCAAUGACAGAUGGAGCGGCGAAGACUUUUGAAGCGAAUGAUUUACUGCCGUCAUAUCAGAAUGUGUUCUCUCACUUGACUACCAGGGACCCUGAAAAAUUUUGGACUUCAGGGCAAUGGAUGACAGAAAAACGCGGUGGAUCUGACGUUGCUAAAGGGACUGAGACCAUAGCUAUUCCAGUCUCUGGAGACAAGAAUUUGUAUAGUUUAUAUGGUUACAAGUGGUUUUCGUCGGCAACAGAUUCAGAUAUUGCCUUAACGUUGGGGCGUGUUGCUGACAGUAAGGGAAGCGUAGUACCAGGCACAGAUGGCAUCACGAUGUUCCUGAUAAAAACGAGAAAUGACGACGGGAAGCUAAAUGGUAUUGAGGUAAUGAAGCUUAAGAAUAAACUUGGAACAAGGCAACUUCCCACAGGUGAGUUGCUUAUAGAUGGGGCGUUAGCUGAGAAAAUUUCAGACCCAGGUCGUGGCAUUUCUUGCAUCUCUAGUAUGCUGAAAAUUACCAGGCUGCAUAAUGUAAUAUCGAGCGUUGCGGGGCCGAGAAAACUGAUAAAUCUUGCUCGCGAUUAUGCUCGAAGACGUGAAGCCUUUGGACAGGUCAUAGCUAACCAUCCUUUGCAUUUGAAGACAUUGGCGAAAAUGGAGGCAGAGACACGUGGCUGUACUGCUCUUAUGCUAGAUCUUGCACUUAAGCUAGGUCUUGAGGACUGUAGGUCUAUUCCAGAUGAAGAUGCACUUUUACUACGUUUGAUGAUGCCUGUCGCAAAAAUGUACACCGCCAAACGAUCUGUCGAAUUGGUUUCAGAGGGUCUUGAGUGUUUUGGUGGACAAGGGUACAUCGAGGAUACAGGUCUUCCGGGGUUUUUGAGAGAUGCACAAGUUCUCCCUAUAUGGGAAGGUACUUCGUCUGUGAUGUCUCUAGACGUUCUAAGGGCCAUUCAUAAAACAAAUGGUGAGGCGCUGGUUGCCUUGCAAAGCUAUGUGUCACGUGUUACUAAAAAUGCUUCUCAAAAUACAAAAUUGAGAGACAGCUGCACACAAUUAGAGAGUUUCUCGCACAGUCUGUUUGACUUUGUUGCACGCGAACCUAGUAAGGUACAAAUCGCAGCACGAGAUUUUGCCUAUAGUUUGGCACAUAUUUAUAUUGCAUCACUGCUUGUAGAACAUGCUUGUAAAAGUGGAGACGAGAUAGAUGUUUUUACUGUUAGGAGUUGGAUGCAGAGAGACAUUGUUCCUGUUGUCACUCAGAAUAGACAAGGGUCCUAUGACGUCGAUAUUUCCGCCUACAAAGCUUUCGUAUAUGAAGGCUAUGAUGAAGAAAAUUUGAUCGCUUCAACAUUUAUAAGAUGA
This is a messenger RNA of Rhopilema esculentum, 2052 nucleotides long. RefSeq names its product acyl-CoA dehydrogenase family member 11. The record is from RefSeq and is a predicted model, not a curated record. Gene Ontology annotation, molecular function: acyl-CoA dehydrogenase activity. NCBI's taxonomy places the organism in Eukaryota, Metazoa, Cnidaria, Scyphozoa, Rhizostomeae, Rhizostomatidae.